AUGGGUCUCACAUUCUCGAAGCUUUUCGAUAAGCUAUGGGGAAAGAAGGAGAUGCGCAUUCUGAUGGUGGGCUUGGACGCUGCCGGAAAGACCACAAUUCUGUACAAGCUCAAGCUUGGUGAAAUCGUCACUACCAUCCCCACUAUUGGGUUCAACGUCGAGACAGUCGAGUACAAGAACAUUCAGUUCACUGUGUGGGAUGUCGGAGGUCAGGACAAGAUCCGACCUCUGUGGAGGCAUUACUUCCAGAACACCCAGGGUAUCAUCUUCGUUGUUGACAGCAACGAUCGCGAUCGUGUUGUUGAGGCCCGCGAGGAGCUCCAGCGCAUGCUGAACGAGGAUGAGCUUAGGGACGCUCUUCUCCUGGUCUUUGCGAACAAGCAGGAUUUGCCCAACGCCAUGAACGCUGCCGAGAUUACUGACAAGCUUGGUCUGCACAGCCUCCGACAACGUGCUUGGUACAUCCAGUCGACUUGCGCCACCUCGGGUGACGGUCUGUACGAGGGUCUCGAAUGGUUGAGCAACUCUCUCCGCAAGGCUGGCCACAACUAA
Dothidotthia symphoricarpi CBS 119687 is the source of this 552-nucleotide messenger RNA. Its product is annotated as ARF/SAR superfamily. The transcript has 4 exons. The coding region runs from base 1 to 552 and encodes 183 amino acids. Lineage: Eukaryota; Fungi; Ascomycota; Dothideomycetes; Pleosporales; Dothidotthiaceae. Gene Ontology annotation, cellular component: plasma membrane; cytoplasm. The record is from RefSeq and is a predicted model, not a curated record. Gene Ontology annotation, molecular function: GTP binding; GTPase activity. Gene Ontology annotation, biological process: vesicle-mediated transport; intracellular protein transport.